Messenger RNA from Paramuricea clavata, 360 nucleotides. Lineage: Eukaryota; Metazoa; Cnidaria; Anthozoa; Malacalcyonacea; Plexauridae. The record is from the annotation of a GenBank genome assembly.
AUGGAUAUUAUGAUUCGAAACGAACCGGUGAACGAAGUACAAGCGUAUCAAUACCUCGGAGUUAAAAUGGAUAAAUCCUUAACCUAUGUUGAGCACAAAGACAAGAUAUAUAAAGAAGCUAUGAGAAGAGUUAAACUCCUAUCACGCAUACGACGUGACAUCAGCCCAUUGGUUGCGCAGUCAAUCUACAAAACGAUGAUAGAGCCAAUCCUUUUAUACUGUAAUAAUCUAUUUCUCGGUGACACAGUCAGCUCGAUCGAAAAAUUCCAGAAAGUACAAGAACGAGCUUUCAAAAUUGCUUAUGGCAACAACAUCCAAAAUAAUUGGACAAAGUUGGAAAAAAUCCGAAACAGAUCUUGA